AUGAAGCUUUCCGCUCUUCUCGCUUUCGCCAGUGUUGCUGGUGUUGCUGUUUCCAGCCCGAUCGCAUCGGCCCUCGAAGCCGAUAAGGACGCUGGGAGCCUCUUCAAGCGCCAGUCCAUCAACUAUGUACAAAACUACAAUGGUAACCUGGCCAAUUUCAAGUACAAUGAGGGUGCUGGCACGUACUCCGGCAGCUGGAACAACCCGUUCGACUUUGUCAUUGGCCUAGGCUGGAGCCAGGGCACAUCGUCGCGUAUUAUCAAUUUCGGCGGCAACUACCAGAGCAACCAAGGCUCGUACUACGCUGUCUAUGGCUGGCUCAACAGUCCCUUGACCGAGUACUACGUCGUCGAGAAUUACAGUUACGACCCGUGCACCGCCAGCAACACGCAGCAAGUGGGCACCGUCACCUCGGACGGAUCGGGCUACAAGAUCUGCAAGCACACGCAGGUCAACCAGCCUUCGAUCCAAGGUACCAAGACCUUCGGUCAAUACUUCUCCGUUCGCCAGAGCAAGCGCAGCUCGGGCAGUGUCACGCUCGCCAACCACUUCAACGCCUGGAAGAAGUAUGGCUUUGCCAAUGGCGCCGCCAACCCAGAUUUCAACUACCAAGUCUUCGCCACCGAGGCUUUUGCGGGUCAAGGCUCAGUCAGCGUACAAGUGAGCGGGUGA
Molecule: messenger RNA, 672 nt
Organism: Moesziomyces aphidis
Lineage: Eukaryota; Fungi; Basidiomycota; Ustilaginomycetes; Ustilaginales; Ustilaginaceae
Source: the annotation of a GenBank genome assembly